Molecule: messenger RNA, 6224 nt
Organism: Drosophila elegans
Lineage: Eukaryota; Metazoa; Arthropoda; Insecta; Diptera; Drosophilidae
Product: hormone receptor 4
Exons: 6
Coding region: 250-4185 (1311 amino acids)
Molecular function (GO): RNA binding
Source: RefSeq, a predicted model, not a curated record
UCUAAUACUGAUUGCAUCCCUCUAAAAAAAAUUGACAGCAAAACUGCGUGUGAAAAAACACAACGUUUCCUCGUACCUUUCGGGCGUUAUUACUCGAGUGGAAAAGCGCGCGUUACCGAACUGAGUGUGACCCUAAAGUCGGCAAAAUGUUAUAAAAAUCACCGUUCUAUUUCCACUGCUCUAAAUAACACACACAGAGGCACGCACACACGCGCGCCGCCGAGUGUCAACAGCUGCCCUGGCAAAAAAAUGUCGGACAUUAACGAUGACCUGCUCAACUACGAGCUGGGCGACGACAUCGAUGACCAGGCCUUGCUCGGCGCCGACGAGGAUGAGUUGCUACUCUCGGACGAAGAGCUCGAAAAGGAUGUCACCAGCGAGGUGAAGCAGCAAAUGCGUGCCGAGGCCGAGGAGUGGGCCCAGGAGCAGAUUCGCCAGCACGAGCGCAAGCACAAGGAACAGUUGCAGGCCCAAGGAUCAGCAGCGGCAACUGCAGCGUCAGCUCCAGCUCCAGCUAUGCCAGCCCCAGCUGAGGUGGUGCCUCCUUCAAAGGUUUACCCAGCAGAGUCCACUCCGGCCCCGGCCCCAGCUCCUGUCCCAGCGGCGGCUGCUGCUGCUGCUCCUCUUCCUGCUGCUGCUGCUGCUGCUGCAAACACUGCAGUCAUUCAGUCCACGGUACAGAAACCUAUUGAAGCACCUGCUGCCGCAGCGGAGCAGCCAGCAGUGGACGAGAUAAUGGCAACAGUCACCCAUGACACCUCGAACUCGGAUCUGCCGGUCCAGCAGCCAAAAGAGGAGGCGUCGCCGCCCGCUGACAGUGCCGACAAAGAAGCCGCUUCCCAGAACAAUGGCAACGAAGGAGGCGAGGAGGCAGCCGAGAACUCGGGCAACCAGAGCGAGGGCGAGCAGGGAUUGGGCUUGUGCUCACUGCUGGCCUCCUCACAGGAGAGCCUGCCCAGUGCCAGCUCCGCCUCUGUGAUCUCAGAGCUGCCCGAUCCACGCGAGGACGAGGAAGAGCGCGAGGAGCGCACCAAUUACAAGACGGCCAGCGAACGGGCCGAAAAUAAUAUGAGGCAGCAACAGGAACACGCACACAUGUCGCCCUACCAGCACCAGCAGAGGCGACACCAUGGAGGCCAUGGAGACAAACCUCGCGUGGGCGGAGGUGGACGCUUUAUGCAUGGUCAGCAACAGCAGCAGAAUCAAAUGGGCAAGCCGCCGCGCGGGAUUGGAACACGCCACCAUCUGCUACGCAAUCCCUCGCCAAUGUUUGGCGUCCAGCAGCAGCAGCAGCGCAUGGGCAUGGCCGGAAUGCAGCCGCCGCCCCAGCGAUACGGCAUGCCGGGUAAUGCUCCACCACCACCAACGCAGCACCUGGCUCUGAUGAGCACGCCAGUGGGUGCUGCGCCCACCGCCGCCUGUCUCCUCCCACUAACCGUUCCCGUAUCCCCGCUCACCCUAUCAAUACCACAAGCCCAUCCAAGCCAUCCAAACCAUCCAAGCCAUCCAAACCAUCCAAGCCAUCCCAGCCAUCCGAGCCAUCCAAAUCAUCAAGCCCAUCAACAACAACAGCAACAGCAAACACUGAACAAUCCGACAUUCAUUCCAAUUCCAGGCCAGUAUCCGCCAACUCAGCCACCCAACCAGUCACCACAACAAGCACCGCCCAACACACAACAGCCACACAGCGCUCCCGCCUCUCCCCUCCACACUCCCACGCAUUCGCACAUGAUGCACCACAGUCACAACCCGAACGGAGGCGUGCCGCCGCACCUGCUGCCGCAUCCGCACGAGCAGGUGCGUGUGGGUCUGCUGCAGCCACCGCCGCUGGCGUAUGCCCCCAAUCCAGGCAGCUAUCGGAACGGAGCGCUUCUGGGUCCGGGACCAGGACCAGGACCAGGGCCACAUCAGCCACACCAGUCGCCGCACCAGCAGCAGUCGGGCAUGCGCCCACCGCUCUACCGCAACGCCCCGCCCUCGUACGGUUACGAUCAGGGUCAGGGCCAUCCGGCCCAGCAUCCGCCGCAGUUCAUGCGGCCGCACAAUGGCUGGCGACCGCAGGGCGACAAUACGCGCAUGCAGCGGCCACCAUUGCAGACACUGCCGCUGCACAUGAUGCCCGGCGCCCCGCCAAACUACGUCAAUGGCAUGGGCAUGCGUGGUCCGCCACCCCAACAGUCACAGCAGCAGCAGCAGCAGCAGCAACAGCAACAACAGGCAGCGCCGCAGCAAGCGGGACAUCCUUCACAGCAGCUUGGCAAUUCCGGUCAGCAGCAACAGCCGCCGCAGCCGCCGCAGCCGAAUGGACCGCAACAGCAACAGCAACAGCAGCAGCAGCAGGGUGCGUCAUCGGUGCCGCGGGUCAGCAAGGUGCUCAUCAAUCCGAAUUUCAAGGGCGGAGUCGAGGCGGCCACCAAUAAGUUCAUCAAGGAGACCCACUUUAUGCCGGCCAUUAACAGCGAGGCCGAACUGUUGCGCCAGCAGGAGGAGUUCAUCAACAAGAACCGGCAGUACUUUGAGAAGCGACGCAUGGAACGUUCGCCCCCGUCGGCAGGUUCCGGAGGUUCGGCAGCCAUCUCCUCUGGCCAGGCAGGCGAGCGGCGGCGUACCCGCAGCCGCAGUCGCUCGCGGGGUCGCAGCUACUCGCCGGUGAAGCGGAUGGAAAGGGAACGCGAUCGGGAGCGAGAGCGCGAGCGGGAUCGGGAAAGGGAGCGGGAUCGAGAGCGAGAACGUGAACGAUAUGGUGUUAAUCGAGGGCCAGCAAACCGGGGAUUCCGACGAGCGUCUAGCCGGGAUCGGGAUGAGAAUCGUGGCGGAGCGGGCAUUGGCAGUGGCGGUGGCAGUGGCCCAGGAGCGGGCGGAGUGGCAACCGGCGGUGCGGCGCCUCCCAAGCGACGAAGGAGCGGCUCGGCCGGAACGGGCACCGCCCGGAAUCCAUUUUCCGGCGAACCACGUGGCCGACCCUCGGAAACAGGCACACGCAGCAUGCCAAGCGACGAGGACGAGGAGACACGAAACUACCGUCUGGAGAUCGAGAAGCAGAAGCAACUGCGCGAGAAGAUUAUGCGCGACAAGGAGCUAAAGCGUCGGCGCGCGGCCGAGGAGAAACUGCACGAGGAAAAGCGCGCCGAGCAGCACAAUUCGCCAGCUCGCGACGACCAGGAGGCGGCUGCCGGACAAGGAUCUGCAGUGUCGGCCGGAGGCGCUGCGCAAAAGCAGCGUCCUAGCCAGCCAGCGCAAGGCGAGCGCAAGGUGAUCUCGUUGAAGCGACGCGAUGACCAGGAUGUGGGCAACCUGCGCAACAGGCAAACGCCGUCGCACUCCCAAUCGUCGCAGUCCAAUGCUCAGUCAAACCAAGGCCAACAGCAGCACCAGCAGCAGCAGCAGCAUCCGGCGCGUAAGCAACUAACGGCGGCAAAAAUAGCGCCAGAGGCCAAGCGCAGCAUAACCGAGCACCUGGCUCCCUCCGCCAAGCAGCAGCAGCAGCAUCAUCAUCAGCAGGCGAUUACGGCGAUGCCGGGCAGAAAUAUGGGGGGAAACGGAGGCGGUGGAGCAGGAGCGGUGACUGCUGGUGGCACUCCGCCCAAGCCACGCGAUAUGCUCCGCCUGGGCACGCCCAGUGACGAUGAGGUGGAACUGGAUUAUGAUGACGAUGACCUGCUGCUGGACGAGGAGGAUCGUCUGUUGGCCACACCAUCGCCGCCGCCGUCACAAAAGGCGAUGAGCAGCAAGCGGUCGGCCACGCCGGAAUUGUUGGUAGUCAAGCGGAACCACAAGGUGAUGCGCGGUGGCGGUGGCGGCGGCGGUGGCAGCUCGUCAUCGGCGCACAGCUUUAGCUCCAGCCAGCGGCGGGUGGUACUGAAGCCCACCAGCAAUGGCAGCAGCGGUGGAGAUCAGCAGCAACAGCAGCAGCAUCAGCAGCAGCAUUCAUCGCAUGGCGGCAGGCAGCGGGAAAGGAGGCAGCGGGAGGAGAACGCAAUGCAGCGGAAAGGUGGCGCAGGAGGUGGAGGAGGAGGAGGAGGAGGAGGAGGAGGUGGAAGCGGCAAUGCGGGAACUGGAGGAGGGAUAUUCGAUCGGCUGGAGAAGCGACAGGCGUCGUCGGGUGGAAGCAGCGCUGGAGGCGGCGGGAGCAGCCACAAGCAGCGCUCCAAGGCGCCCGCCCGCAUCGUACUCAAGCAUGAUUGAUAGUAAGAAGGAUAUAUCUAGUUUAAGCUUAAAGUUUUUAUAUCGACUAUCUAUAUAUUGUGGAUAAGCGAUAAGUGACGUUGAGCGGGCGUAGCAAAGUAAGCAGAACUUUAGUUUUAAGUUAUAAAGUUGCAACUUGUUGAUCUGUAGACUUGUAUACCCAACGUCUAUAUAAAUAGCGCUUUUUAUAUAUAUAUAUAUAUAUAUAUAUAUAUGUGUAUGAGAAUGUAUUUGGUGAAUAGGAGUGUGUCCGGUGUCCGCAUCACACUCCAUCCGGUAUACAUAUAUAUAUAUAUAUAUAUAUAUUUAUUUAGCUGUAAGUGUAUAAAUCGUAUCAAUGACUAAAACGUGCUUCGUUUUCUUAACCGCAAUUUGUAUUUAAAAUUUAAAUUUAAGCGGGAUGCUUAAAGCUUGACCUGGACAACAAAAGAAAUACCACAACGAUAGCAACAAACCCAGAACCCAAUUGCAAUUUAAUGUGCAUGCAUAUAGCCUAUGUAAUCAAUUCAAAUAUAUAUUUACACAAUUAUAUACACAUAUAUUUAUAAAUACUUCAACUUAGUUUUAAGCAAAUGAGCUGAGCGUCUUAUUUUUUUUUUUUCGAUGACAGUUCUUAAAGAUUAUGUUGAAAGUAAAGCAGAUAGACAUAAAAAAAAAACAAAAAACAAAAAAAAAAAACACAUUUAUAAGCGCAAAUGCUUCUGAGGAAUUUACCUUGUAUUUAAAUUAUGAACCUAACGCAGAUAUUUUUUAUGAACUAUUUUUUAAAUUGUGUCCCGUUGUUUGUACAUGAAAUUGAUUGUCUGUCCCAUUGUGUUCUUCUUUAUAACUUUAUAACUAAUAUUAACCAUAUACAAAACUAUGUUUGCUUGUGAACUAGUUUAACUAAUAAACUUGAAAUACUGUAGCAUAUUACGUAUAUGUACACAAAAAGCAAUACCAUAAUGGCCUGAGAAAACGCAGACACAUAGAAUGGUACCGAUGAAUGGGAAUGCAGAAUGAUGAUCAAACCAUACAAAAGCAUAGCAUAUAAAAUUACAAAAAAAAAAAAAUACCCUACACCACACACGGGCCAGUUCAAGAGUAAUAAUGAGCGGAAUGAAAUUUUUGUAGGGUGUACCGCAUAGAUCAUUGAAUAUAUGAUAGCUUUUAAGUUACUGUACAUACCACACACAAUAUUCGCUUAACAACAUGUAUGUAAACGUACCACACUCCCCUUAAUGUUCACAUUACGGGGAAAAUGAACCCUUUGAUAGAUGAUAAAACCUAUCCGAUCUAGAACAACAGCCAUAAGUCCAUUUAGAAUAUUCGUAUCUGAAAUAAUGUGAAACGCCUAGGGUAAUGAGAUUGUUAAAUUAUUACCACUCCUACUAAAAGAUACAUACUUAAAUCCUCGAAAGAUCUGCAAGAAUAUAUAUGCAAUUGUGCAACAACAUAUUUAGCUAACGUUGUACUAUGCAAUUUUUUUUCAGAUAAGAAUAAUUAUAUCCAGAAGUUCUAUUGUAUUAAUAAGCUCAUUUAUAUGUUAAUAUGAGUCAUUUGUGUUGUAACAAAAGUGUAAGCUUAAUAGAUAAUGUAAAGGCAAACGCAAAGGCAAAGGCCAGGCAGAGAAAUAUAGCAAACCUUUAUGACAUGAAAUGUACUAAAACCGCUCUAUUAUAAUCUAAUUGAAUCGAUUCGAAUCCCAAUGCACAUGCAUCAGAUUUGGUCCAAGCGACCAAGUUCAUACUUGAGCUUGACUUUGCAUCAUGGUAAUUGUAACUUUUAUUCACGUGACAACACAGAUAUAUAUUAAUAUAACUAUUUAUGUGGCAAAAGGUCCUGCAUUGCCCCAAACCUGUAUUUGUUGAGGGUCGUAACGCUAGAAAAUGAUAAGAUUUAAAUGGAAGCGCAUAAAAAGUCGUAUAUGCAUAGGUAUACGUACGUAUAACUCUAGUAAUCGUAAUGCUACACAAUAUGGAUAAUAUAUGGACUAAUAAAAAAACAAUUAUACUACGUGCACACAUACAAGCGUGCGGCAGCAUAACUGUAUAAAAACA